Molecule: messenger RNA, 1101 nt
Organism: Prunus mume (Japanese apricot)
Lineage: Eukaryota; Viridiplantae; Streptophyta; Magnoliopsida; Rosales; Rosaceae
Source: RefSeq, a predicted model, not a curated record
AUGUCAAUGGUUAGCGGCAAUGGUGGGGAGCUCAACAGCCGCCAUGCGUGCGCGGCGUGCCGGCACCAAAGGAAGAAGUGUGACGAUGAUUGUGUGAUGGCUCCAUACUUCACAACAGAGAAGGAAGAAGCUUUCAGAGCAGUGCACAAGAUUUUCGGAGUUAGCAACACGUCAAAGUUGCUAAAAAAACUUGAGGAUAAGAACCAUAGGGGUAGGGCUGCGGAGUCUUUCAUAUGGGAAGCCUGUACGUGGAAGCAAGACCCUGUCAAUGGACCUCUAGGUAAGUAUAGACAAUUAGAAAGAGAGAUUGCUCUGCUUAGAGACGCACUGCAACGACAACAAGAAGAACAAGAACAAGAACAAGGAAAGGAUUGUUUGGCUUUGCCAUCGUCCACAGUGGAGCAAGAGUCAAUUGCCUUGGACCAAGGGAGCAAUAAUGGUAGUGACAUGACUUAUGGUUAUGCUAAUCAAAAUUUAGCACCUGCUAAUGGUACUUAUAGUUCUCUGUUACAAGGGCAAGAGGUCACAGUGAGAAAGGGAUUAGUGGAUAAUAAUUGUGUUACAGGUUCUAAUUAUCAGCCAGCAGCUAUUUCACAAGGGGGGCAACAAGCACUAGGGCAAGGAAGACAAGAGACACAAAGAGUGAUUGGAUUUGGUCCUCCAUUAAUGCCAUUUGACCCAACAAUUCAAGGAGGCAAUGGAAGGCCUAUGCGAUUUGAAGGACAAGGCAGAGGAAUUGCAGGAUUGGAUUGUGCAACAAAUUCUCCUAUGGGGCCAAACAUAUAUGGGCAAAUUGGAGGCCAUGUAGCUUUCGACCCUUCUCAGAGACAAUUUGGGCAAGUGGGUGCAGCUCAGAUUGGCCCAAAAUUUAGUGAGGGUUUUCCAGGCCACAUGAGAGCUAUCACCCAAAUACAAGAUGCUGGGUUUUUACCUUAUCAUCAUCAUCUUCUUCAUCAUCAGCCAAUUCAUAUGCAAAGACAGGGGAUGAGCGAAGCUCAAAAUCACCAUAGUUUUCAACAAUACUCUUUCAACAAUCACCAGAGUUACGAAAAUGGUCAAGAUGUAGAGCACUUCAAUCAAGUGAAAAGUGAAAGGCGAUGA